This is a messenger RNA of Trichosurus vulpecula (common brushtail), 1684 nucleotides long. It is a transcript of the gene ASRGL1, whose product is annotated as asparaginase and isoaspartyl peptidase 1. The record is from RefSeq and is a predicted model, not a curated record. The coding region runs from base 414 to 1457 and encodes 347 amino acids. Gene Ontology annotation, molecular function: asparaginase activity. The transcript has 8 exons. NCBI's taxonomy places the organism in Eukaryota, Metazoa, Chordata, Mammalia, Diprotodontia, Phalangeridae.
CCCCUGCUUGCGGAAGGGUUUACCGUAAUGAUACCCUUAGGCUUCCAUUCUGUCCUGGCGUUCAGGGGCGGCGAAGAGAGGCUGUACCGUAACGACUGCGAGGGGGCGCCCACGAGCCUCUACCGUAAUGACUGCGGGGGGACGCCAAGAAGCCUCUACCGUAACGACUCCGCGGGGGCGCCAGAGCUCUAUCACCGGCGGAGACGGCAGACACUAGUCCCGUAACUGCCCUCGAGUCGCCCCGUAAGGACUCUGCUGGGGCACCUCCCCCUACCGUAAUGAUCCCCGCGGGCUUGCGCCUCGUUUGUGCGCAGGCGCAAGAACGGUUUUCACCCGCGGCCGCCUCGGGCGCUCUCAUUCCCGGAGGAGCACUUGAGAUGGAAUCCAGGGCCCUGUAAACUAACACCUUCAAGAUGACUGACGCACCAUGCUCCUCCCAGUCAGGCCAUUCUGAUCAUCGCUCCUACGCCUCUUCCAGGACCUCCCAGUGCAUCACAGAUACUAUUCAGCCUGUUAUCGUGGUUCACGGCGGAGGAGCCGGCUCCAUCUCUAAGGAACGCUCGGAAAGAGUACGACAUGGUGUCACCAAAGCUGCUUUGACAGGCUACAACAUCCUCAAAGAAGGCAAGAGCGCCCUGGACGCUGUCGAAGGGGCAGUGGUGGCCCUGGAGGAUGACCCUGAAUUCAAUGCAGGUAAUGGAUCCGUCUUGAAUGAGGAUAGUCAAAUUGAAAUGGAUGCCAGCAUCAUGGAUGGAAAAAACCUGUCCUCGGGAGCAGUCUCCUCCAUUAGGAACAUCGCCAACCCCAUCAAACUUGCCCGUCUGGUUAUGGAAAAGACAAAUCACUCCUUCCUGACUGAUCGAGGUGCGGCCUGUUUUGCUAAGAACAUGGGGAUCCCAGUAAUUCCUGGAGAAAAAUUGGUAACAGAGCGAAACAUCAAACGUCUGAAGAAAGAGAAAGUUGAAAAAACGAAUUUCCUAACAGAUAUGGACAAGAACACUGGAACAGUAGGUGCUGUGGCCCUGGACAGAAAUGGAAACCUUGCCUACGCAACAUCCACUGGGGGGACCAUUAAUAAGAUGGUUGGCCGUGUCGGGGACUCCCCCUGUGUAGGUUCUGGGGGCUAUGCUGAUAAUGAGGUCGGGGCUGUUUCUACUACCGGCCAUGGAGAGAGCAUAAUAAAAGUGAAUCUCGCCAGACUGGUUAUCUUCUACAUGGAACAAGGAAAGAGUCCACAAGAGGCUGCUGACGCUGCCUUGUGUUACAUGAAGAAAAGGGUCAAAGGUUUAGGCGGCGUCAUUGUGAUUGAUAGAACAGGAGAGUGGGCUGCAAGGUGGACCUCGGUCUCCAUGCCCUGGGCCUCGGCAAAGGAGGACAAGCUUCAGUUUGGAAUCGUCCCUGGGAUGGUACACAUCACCGACAUCGGCAGAAACAAAAGCCCUAACUCAUGUGUCUGACUGCCAGGUCUGGGUUAGGAAGAGACAAUGAAUAAAGUGGGCUGGUCUCCAGCCUAGGCAACGGUAACGUUCAGGAGAAUUUUACCUUACUCUAUUAGGUCUGCAUUUGGAGAAAUCAUGCACCCUGUCACACUUGAUUUGUUUCCUUGAUCAAAACAUAUUCUAAGAAAUUCCAUUUUGGCCCGCUGUGAAAUAAAGGUCAAAACAAGACUUGCCUCAAGACAUCA